Messenger RNA from Drosophila santomea, 1261 nucleotides. It is a transcript of the gene ben, whose product is annotated as ubiquitin-conjugating enzyme E2 N. The record is from RefSeq and is a predicted model, not a curated record. NCBI's taxonomy places the organism in Eukaryota, Metazoa, Arthropoda, Insecta, Diptera, Drosophilidae. The coding region runs from base 244 to 699 and encodes 151 amino acids. The transcript has 2 exons.
CAACGCGCACACACACAAGCGAACGGCUACAUUUUUUUUCGAGUGUGUUCGACAUUCAUAAUUUUUGUGGUGGAGCUGCCUGCAAAAAUACAAUUUUAUCAAUUUGCCAACAAAGUAUUGGCCAUAGCUGCAUAUAAAGUUCACCAAAACCUUGGCGCUGUUUCGCUCUCAACGAGAAGCCACUGAUACAAACCGCCUUUCCAGUUCACCGCGUAGCAAGGAGCAAAAGGAGCCAGCUGAAGGAUGUCGAGCCUGCCACGUCGCAUCAUCAAGGAGACUCAGCGUUUGAUGCAGGAGCCUGUGCCCGGCAUCAAUGCCAUUCCCGAUGAGAACAAUGCUCGUUAUUUCCAUGUGAUCGUGACCGGACCGAAUGAUUCGCCCUUCGAGGGCGGCGUAUUCAAGCUGGAGCUCUUCCUACCGGAGGACUAUCCCAUGUCCGCGCCCAAGGUGCGCUUCAUCACGAAGAUCUACCAUCCGAACAUCGAUCGAUUGGGCCGCAUUUGCCUCGAUGUGCUGAAGGACAAGUGGAGUCCUGCGCUGCAGAUUCGCACCAUAUUGCUAUCGAUUCAGGCGCUGCUCAGUGCACCCAAUCCCGAUGAUCCGCUGGCCAACGAUGUGGCCGAGUUGUGGAAGGUCAAUGAGGCGGAGGCCAUUCGCAAUGCCCGCGAAUGGACCCAGAAAUAUGCCGUCGAAGACUGAACGCCCGAGUUGAGGAGGAGAGUCAGGAAGCGGAUCCGGCAGUUGUAUCGGCGAUUUUCCAGAAAGUGGGUGCGUUACAUGGACGGGCGGGUGGGGAAAUUGCAUACUUUAAAAACAACCAGAAAAACCUAAAGCAUACGAAAGAAAGAAAACAUAAAAUAAGAAAGCAAGAAAACUAAAACAAAAAAAAAAAAAACAAACGAUUUAAAAACACAUUUUUUUUUUGGUCGAACCUUCUGGGGCGGGAUAUACAUAUAAUAUAUUAAUAUAUAUAUAUUUUUUUCAAUCGAUCGGGGCGAUCGGCGAAAUGGAGGAGAGAUAGCGAAAGCAUUCUUUAUGUAAGUCAUAUACAUGUAUCCGAAACAAACAAAAAACGAAAAAAACGAGAGAAAAACAAAAAAAAAACAAACAGUAAUUGGUUUUAAUCGUUUCUAUUGAUUUGUUCGAGGGGUCUGGUGUCUAUAUACAUAUAGCCGUAUAUAUUUCUAUGUGUAACUGAAUAACCAACCCAUUUAACCAUUAACCCAUGUAGCAUCAGAUAAUAAAUCAAUUGGAAAGGUAA